This is a messenger RNA of Colius striatus (speckled mousebird), 2289 nucleotides long. It is a transcript of the gene SLC48A1, whose product is annotated as solute carrier family 48 member 1. Gene Ontology annotation, molecular function: heme binding; heme transmembrane transporter activity. Gene Ontology annotation, cellular component: lysosomal membrane; plasma membrane. The transcript is spliced from 3 exons. Lineage: Eukaryota; Metazoa; Chordata; Aves; Coliiformes; Coliidae. Bases 10 to 453 code for a protein of 147 amino acids. Gene Ontology annotation, biological process: heme transport. The record is from RefSeq and is a predicted model, not a curated record.
GCCGCAGCCAUGGCGGUCAGCCGGGCGCUCGCCCUGCGCUUGGCCUACGCGGCCGCCGGAGCCCUCACGGGCCUCUCGGCUUUCUUCACAUGGAGCCUGGCGCCGGCUUUCCGCCAGCCCGCCACGGCAGCGGCCGGGGGGCUCUCGGGUGUUCUGGCGCUCUGGGCCCUAAUCACCCAUGUGAUGUAUGUGCAGGAUUACUGGAGGACCUGGUUAAAAGGGCUGAGGUUCUUCCUCUUCAUUGGCAUCCUCUUCUCAGCUCUCUCAGUGGUGGGAUUCUGCACUUUCCUCGCUCUGGCCAUCACCAAACACCACUCCCUGACUGAUCCCAGGAGCUAUUACCUGUCUUGUGUCUGGAGCUUCAUCUCCUUCAAGUGGGCUUUCCUGCUCAGCCUCUACUCCCACCGCUACAGGAAUGAGUUUGCAGACAUCAGCAUCCUCAGUGACUUCUGACACUUGGACUCAACCCUUGGCUGAAGGUGCUGGAUGUUGGAAUUGCCACCACCCCCCUCCCUCCCUCCCCAAAGGCAUUGGCACACACAGGGGAUGCUGGAGAGGAGGAGGAGGAGGAGGGGGAAGCCACCCAGUGCUGCUUGCUUUGGCUCUCUGCAGUAGGGGGGUGUUUCCUCCUUGCUUUUACUCACCCAUUUGAAGUCUGGCUGAUGGUGUCAAUCUCUGGAGCUGCCCUGGGAGUCCCUGUGGCAGGCAGGGAGCUGAAAGGCUCCACAUGCUCACACACAGCAGGCCCAGACCCACUCCUUGUGUUGCCCUGAAGAUCCAGGGGAGCUUUUGGGUGGGGAGGAAGCUCUCCAGGAGCUGUGGGCUCACACCCCCUGGGUGCAGCACCCCCCAGGACUUGUCCUUGGCUGCCUCAGCUGUGGGUGGCAGAGCCCUGCUGUGUGACAGCUCCUUUUGCUCCUCAGAGAAGAAGGCAGAGACAAAGCUGUCUGUGGCAGGGAUUCCCCAUGUACCUCCCAGAGCAGGUGCUCUGUGCUCUCAGCCCAUUUUCCUCCCUGCUGGGAGGUUCUUGGCCUGUCCUCUCUGUGGCCUCAGCCCAGGGCUGUGCUCUGGCCUCUCCACCCUCCCAGGCUCCAUCUGCACCUUUCACUGCUCUUUUCCUUUGGGAGGUGAGUGGCUCAAGCACACAGUCACUCCCUGGGGCAUUUGGGAGGUGCUUUGACACCCCCUCUUGAUCCCAUUCUCCUUGGUUCUGGGGUAGGGGUGACUUCACUGCAUGGAGGAACAUCUUUGGGCCACAACCAGGGCCCUAAACCCAGACCAAAGCUGCCAGUGUGAGAUGAGCUUUGCUUAGGAGAUGGAUGCCUGAGCUUUUCAGCACUGAAACCUCUUCUCCUGCUGCCACCAGGCUGGAGCUGGAUUAACUCACCUCCCUCCUCUGCCCAAAGCCUUUGGCACCCACUGGGGUGUUUGUGAGUGGUUUCAUCUCAUGUCUUACCCCCCAGUGUUCACUGGGCUGCUGCAGAGCUCCAAAACCCCACCUCACAGGAUGCUGGGGAUGGCAAAACCCAGCUCAGCUCAGGCUGCUGGAGCUCUGCUGCUGCCCUGGCCCCAAACCCUCAUCCCUGGCACCACCUUGUGCUGCCCUGGCCCCAAACCCUCAUCCCUGGCACCACCUUGUGCUGCCCUGGCCCCAAACCCUCAUCCCUGGCACCACCUUGUGCUGCCCUGGCCCCAAACCCUCAUCCCUGGCACCACCUUGUGCUGCCCUGGCCCCAAACCCUCAUCCCUGGCACCACCUUGUGCUGCCCUGGCCACAAACCCUCAUCCCUGGCACCACCUUGUGCUGCCCUGGCCCCAAACCCUCAUCCCUGGCACCACCUUGUGCUGCCCUGGCCCCAAACCCUCAUCCCUGGCACCACCUUGUGCUGCCCUGGCCCCAAACCCUCAUCCCUGGCACCACCUUGGAGCCUCCUGCAGCUCCUCUCUUGGACACGUGGCCCAAAGGCCCUGUCUGCUCACCCACUUGAUUUCUGGGGGCAGAUGCUCAAGCAGCUCACUGACUCCAACCCCCUCCUUUGCUUUUCCCUCCUUGAUGUGUUUUAGCUCUGGGAUUUCUUCCUCAGCAUCUCUUUAACCCUUUGUGUCUGCAGAGACCAAACCUCUGCCAUGCUUUGCCCACACAGCUAUGUGAGGCCAGGCCCUGGAGGGGGGUUGGUGCCACUUGGGGAGGUUCCAUCUCUGCACCCCAGUGUCUCCUUGUACUAAACCACACCCCACAAACCUGGAUGUGACAGGAAGGGCAGAAAUACACUCACCUUCCCCACCAAA